Ceratotherium simum simum (southern white rhinoceros) is the source of this 6627-nucleotide messenger RNA. RefSeq names its product syntaxin binding protein 5 (gene STXBP5). The record is from RefSeq and is a predicted model, not a curated record. Gene Ontology annotation, molecular function: myosin II binding; GTPase activator activity; syntaxin binding. Lineage: Eukaryota; Metazoa; Chordata; Mammalia; Perissodactyla; Rhinocerotidae. Gene Ontology annotation, cellular component: SNARE complex; plasma membrane; cytoplasm. Gene Ontology annotation, biological process: exocytosis; Golgi to plasma membrane transport.
CCCGGCCCGGGCUCGGUGCCCCCGCCCGGGGACCCGCGGGGGCGCCCCGUCGAGACCAUGAGGAAAUUCAACAUCAGGAAGGUGCUGGACGGCCUGACCGCCGGCUCGUCGUCGGCCGCCCAGCAGCAGCAGCAGCACCCGCCUGGGACCCGGGAGCCCGAGGUCCAGGAGACGCUCCAGUCCGAGCACUUCCAGCUCUGCAAGACUGUUCGCCAUGGAUUUCCCUAUCAGCCGUCAGCUCUGGCCUUUGAUCCUGUGCAGAAGAUCCUGGCAGUGGGCACUCAGACUGGUGCAUUAAGGCUCUUCGGUCGUCCGGGAGUAGAGUGUUACUGCCAGCAUGAGAGUGGGGCUGCAGUCAUCCAGCUUGAGUUCCUGAUUAAUGAGGGAGCUCUUGUGAGUGCCUUGGCUGACGACACCUUACAUUUAUGGAAUUUACGUCAAAAGAGACCUGCCAUAUUACAUUCACUUAAAUUUUGCAGAGAAAGGGUUACAUUUUGCCAUCUGCCUUUCCAGAGUAAGUGGCUCUAUGUGGGCACUGAGCGAGGUAAUAUACAUAUCGUCAAUGUGGAGUCCUUCACACUCUCAGGCUACGUCAUUAUGUGGAAUAAAGCCAUCGAACUCUCAUCUAAAUCUCACCCAGGACCUGUCGUCCAUAUAAGUGAUAAUCCAAUGGAUGAAGGAAAGCUGUUGAUUGGCUUUGAAUCUGGAACAGUAGUGCUGUGGGACCUCAAGUCAAAGAAAGCCGACUACAGAUACACGUACGAUGAGGCUAUCCACUCUGUUGCUUGGCACCAUGAAGGAAAACAAUUUAUUUGCAGUCAUUCAGACGGUACAUUGACUAUAUGGAACGUGAGGUCUCCUGCUAAGCCUGUACAGACAAUCACUCCACAUGGAAAACAGUUAAAGGAUGGGAAGAAGCCAGAGCCAUGCAAACCUAUCCUCAAGGUGGAAUUCAAAACGACUAGAUCUGGGGAGCCUUUUAUUAUUUUAUCAGGAGGUUUGUCAUAUGAUACUGUAGGAAGAAGACCUUGCUUAACAGUCAUGCAUGGGAAAAGUACUGCCGUGUUAGAAAUGGACUAUUCCAUUGUUGAUUUUUUGACCCUGUGUGAAACACCAUACCCAAAUGAUUUUCAGGAACCAUAUGCUGUGGUUGUUCUUCUAGAAAAGGAUUUAGUACUUAUAGACCUUGCACAAAAUGGAUAUCCUAUAUUUGAAAAUCCCUACCCUUUGAGUAUACACGAAUCCCCUGUGACGUGUUGCGAAUAUUUCGCCGAUUGUCCCGUGGACCUCAUUCCUGCACUUUAUUCUGUUGGAGCUAGACAGAAACGCCAAGGUUACAGCAAAAAGGAGUGGCCCAUCAACGGAGGUAAUUGGGGCUUGGGUGCUCAAAGUUACCCAGAAAUAAUUAUUACAGGGCAUGCUGAUGGGUCAGUUAAGUUCUGGGAUGCUUCUGCAAUAACUCUACAAGUAUUAUAUAAAUUAAAGACAUCUAAAGUAUUUGAAAAGUCAAGAAAUAAAGAUGACAGGCCAAACACAGACAUUGUAGAUGAGGAUCCGUAUGCCAUUCAGAUCAUCUCCUGGUGUCCAGAAAGUCGAAUGCUGUGCAUAGCUGGAGUUUCGGCUCAUGUCAUUAUCUAUAGAUUCAGCAAACAGGAAGUGAUUACAGAAGUCAUUCCGAUGCUUGAAGUUCGACUGUUAUAUGAGAUAAACGAUGUGGAAUCCCCAGAGGGAGACCAGGCGCCCCCUUUGCCAACACCAGUGGGGGGUGCCAAUCCCCAGCCCAUUCCUCCUCAGUCUCAUCCUUCCACGAGUAGCAGUUCAUCUGAUGGGCUUCGUGAUAAUGUCCCUUGUUUAAAAGUUAAAAGUUCACCACUGAAACAAUCUCCAGGCUAUCAGACAGAACUGGUUAUUCAGUUGGUCUGGGUGGGUGGAGAACCACCGCAACAAAUAACCAGCCUGGCGAUCAAUUCUUCCUACGGAUUGGUAGUUUUUGGCAAUUGUAACGGCAUUGCGAUGGUUGACUACCUCCAGAAAGCAGUCCUCCUCAACCUGGGCACUAUUGAAUUAUAUGGCUCCAGUGAUCCCUAUCGGAGGGAACCUCGGUCUCCUCGUAAAUCUCGGCAACCUUCAGGAGCGGGACUGUGCGAUAUUAGUGAAGGGACUGUCGUCCCAGAGGAUCGCUGCAAAUCGCCGACUUCUGGUUCUUCAUCACCACACAAUUCAGAUGAUGAACAAAAAAUGAAUAAUUUUAUAGAAAAGGUGAAGACCAAAAGCAGAAAGUUUUCCAAGAUGGUAGCCAGUGAUAUAGCAAAGAUGUCAAGGAAGUUAAGCUUGCCUACUGACCUAAAGCCUGACUUAGAUAUAAAAGAUAAUUCCUUCAGCCGAUCGCGGAGUUCGAGCGUGACCAGCAUUGAUAAAGAAUCCCGAGAAGCAAUCUCUGCUCUUCAUUUCUGUGAGACUUUUACUCGAAAGGCGGAUUCCUCUCCUUCCCCGUGUUUGUGGGUUGGUACCACGUUGGGAACAGUGCUUGUCAUUGCACUGAACCUUCCCCCAGGAGGAGAGCAAAGGCUUCUGCAGCCCGUCAUCGUGUCUCCCAGCGGUACUAUAUUGAGGUUAAAAGGGGCGAUCCUGAGAAUGGCGUUCCUGGAUACCACAGGCUGCUUAGUGCCACCCGCAUACGAAUCCUGGAGAGAGCCCAACGUCCCUGAAGAAAAAGACGAGAAGGAGAAACUGAAAAAACGGCGGCCUGUCUCCGUCUCCCCCUCCUCUUCUCAGGAAAUGAGUGAAAACCAGUAUGCAGUGAUAUGUUCAGAGAAACAGGCGAAGGUCAUCUCGCUGCCGACUCAGAACUGUGCGUAUAAGCAGAACGUCACGGAGACCUCGUUCGUGCUCCGAGGGGAUAUCGUAGCGCUGAGUAACAGCAUCUGCCUCGCCUGUUUCUGUGCCAACGGCCAUAUCAUGACCUUCAGUUUGCCAAGUUUAAGGCCUCUGUUGGACGUGUAUUACUUGCCCCUCACCAACAUGCGGAUAGCCAGAACGUUCUGCUUCACCAACAAUGGACAAGCGUUGUAUCUUGUCUCACCCACAGAAAUCCAGAGACUCACUUACAGUCAAGAGACCUGUGAAAACCUUCAGGAGAUGUUGGGUGAACUCUUCACUCCUGUGGAAACACCCGAAGCACCAAACAGGGGAUUCUUUAAAGGCUUGUUUGGAGGUGGUGCACAGUCUCUGGAUAGAGAGGAACUAUUUGGAGAAGCAUCCUCGGGGAAGGCGUCGAGGAGUCUCGCCCAGCAUCUCCCUGGCCCUGGGGGCAUUGAAGGCGUGAAGGGAGCGGCAUCUGGAGUCGUGGGUGAAUUAGCACGGGCCAGGUUGGCCCUCGACGAGAGGGGCCAGAAACUGGGCGACCUGGAAGAGAGAACUGCAGCAAUGCUGUCCAGUGCCGACUCACUUUCCAAACAUGCUCAUGAGAUGAUGUUGAAAUACAAAGAUAAGAAGUGGUACCAGUUCUGACACCAGGAAUUCAAAUAAGUCCAACUUCAGCCAGAAGGAAAAGAAUUUUCCUUUUUGAUGUUACUGAUUUCGCUUUGGGAGAGUUAACGGUAAAGGGAUGCUCCUCACUGGAUGCUGCUCCUUCCUGGCACGAUCACACACUGUUUCCCCUCGGUCACGCGGCUGUCACUGAGAUGUGUCCAUGCACACGCAGGGUGGAGGACACGGCCUGUGCUGCUCUGGGCUGACGGUGUGGGGACCAAGCAGGUCACACGUCGCAGAUGAGGAAACAGAGGGGGAUGCUGCGGAGACAUGGCAGGGACUCUUCCUGGAUCACUCCUGCAUUAAACUCUCAUGCACCACAAGAUUCUGUGCUGUCGUAUCCGCUGUGGGUGUGGGACCUCUUUUCGGGAGAGGUGACAAGUCAGAAGUCCUGAAGCUGAAAUAGUUAUGUUUGUGUCAUUGACUGAGUCAUCAACAGCUGUCUUGGACUUUCCCUCCCUUAAACUGACUGGUCAUCAGUAUCAUUAGUGAAAAAGAAACAAACUGUUUGUUACCAUAUCUUUAGACAGAUAAGCUGAAUGGUGGGCUUUAAAUCAUAAAAACAUACACAUCGUUGACUUGUGUAUGGGCUACUCUCGGAUUCUUGUUAUCGUAUACUUGUGUUUAGUCCAUAUUUUGUCAAAAGCAAAACAAGGCGAUACAUCACUUUUCAUUGAAAAGAAAAGUGUAGAGCAUGACUGAACUGCUCAUCAUUCUGGAAGUUUCCAUGUAGUGGCUCUGCAGUGCGGGAAGUGAGAAAAACCUCCAUUGUGGUGAGGAGAAUGCUUCGAUGUCCCUUGUCCUUGUUCUCAUUAAUUCAGCUAAAGGUGGAUUUGACCAAAACAGUUACUGGUUAAAUUUGUAGAAAUGUUGAAAUGGGCUAGGUUUUUAAUUUUGCUUGAAUUUUUAUAAAAUGUUUAACCAAAUGUACCUUUGCAUUAUUUAAUUAAAAUUGCUAAAAAAACUGUUUCAUUAUUUCAGUAAAAUGCUCCGCUCCCUUUUUAAAAUGCCCUUUCUUUGCUGACAGUCCCAGUACACUCAGGUGAUGAGUCAGUUCCAUCUUAGAGCACAGGCUGCCACGUGGAAACCACGAGCAUCUGUUGUCAGUAGUUGUCUAUAUACGAGUCUAGUCUGAUGACCUACAAAAUAUCUUCUGUAGAAAUAUACUAUAAAUCUGUACAUGGCCUUUCAAGGUUUUACAAAGCCAAAAGGAAAGGAAAAUAUGAGCGUUUUGGUGACUAAUUAUUUCUUUAUUGGAGUAUAAUGCAAAGGAGACCAUCAGUGGCCAGGACAUGACUGGCUCUGGAACAGCCUUGCAGACAGGAAAGAGACGGCUUUGUAGACCUGGAAGUAAGUUCACAACGCAGGCUCAUCUGAGAUGAUUAUUGAUCAUUCUUAAAGCAACGAAGAAAGAGCAAAAUAGAAGCAUUAUGCUCAAUGAAAUUUAAAUAUUUUCUUCUAUAAAAAAUUGCUUAAAACAGUUUAUUUUCAUUAAGAGAUAAUCAGAGCACAAAUUGAAAGCAAACACGAUGGUCGUUCUUCUAUUCCAUAUGAUCAUUCAGGGUACACGUGGAACACCUUAAUUUCACAGUCUGUCGUGUGUCUUUUCCUCUUGCCUCUUCUCAUUAAUACAGCUUUUCUGUUUACAUUUUAUAACGUGCACUACAGGAUACAAGUUUACAUUAAAAUUUACUUUGAAUAUCAUUAGGAAGGGACUAAAUAUAUAUGGUGGAGAUAAUUGAUCCAGGCAAAAGAAAUAUUUUAAAAAUGCAAUCAUUUUCAAAAGUUCUUGAAUUUGUAGAACAUACCUAUGAAUAAUCUAUUUUUGUUUAGUUAAUGUCAGCUAUCUGAUGAACUUUCAGUCAUUUACAAAUUGCCUGAUUUGUAUCAUAUAUUGUCUAAUAAACCCAUUGUUCCAUGAUAUAUCACAGGAAGUAUUAAGCCUUUUAUUAAAGGUAUAGUUUUGUGAAUGUCAUCCAUAAACCAGCAGUUACGGAUUUGAGGCUGAGAAGCACUAAGUACAGGAAUACACUGGCUGACCCCCCGUUCGUGUGGAAGGGCGUUUGCGCUCCAAUUAUGUGAUGUGCUGUGUUAUUUUGCGUUAAUUGUAUGUCAGCUUCAUGUUUACUGUCAUUUUACCUGUUGUAUAUAAAAUGAACCAAUCUUGUAAUUAUUUUCAAAUAGAGAAGUCGAUACAUUUACCUGAGGUGGAUUUUAUAAGAAAAUCUUAAUAUUUUGAGUUAUUUCAUUUCAUUUUACAAAUUCUGCACAGCAAACUAGAAACUCACUUAGGAUUAGAAAGCGUGAAGUAUUUUUGAGAAUAGGAAAUACGCUUCUCAGAGUUAUACUUGAUUCAGUCUGUGGAUGAGAGACAGUCUGCAGUAAUAACUAACCCAGGGAAUUUAUUGUAAUUUGAGAGAGAACAUUUUUGUCUUUUUAAGUGCAAAAAGUAAUAGUCACCAGCAAGUCAAGAUUUCAGGAAAACAAACCAAAAACAAGUCAAAACAGAAAAUAUUAGAAAAAUGAAAGAUUUUCAUGGGCUUCCUCCAUAUCCUCAAACAUUCUUCUUUGUUGUGUUUGUGCUUGGCUCUAAAAUCAUUGAAGUAUUCAUUGAUUAGCAGUUUGUCGAUAGGAAGUGGUUUCCCUAUAUGUACCAUACAUCCAGUUCAUUUCACUAUUCAAACUAACAUCCAUAUAUAUUUGCUCAGACAGUUAUUUGAAUUCUUAAGAGUCUGACAAAUUCUGUAUAUUACAUCCAUGUGAAAUUUUGCAUCAUCUUAAUUCCCUUGGUUUGCAUUUCAGUUGUAUAGAGUGUUCCCCAAAAUGGUUAUAGACAUAACUGAGCUAUUACUAACUUCUUAAUUUGAUUUUUUAUGGAUGUGAAAAACUGCUGCUACUUGUCUGUGUUAUUAUGUGAUAUAUUACAAUUUAGUUAAGUACAGUACUUUAAAGAAAGAAGCCUUUCUUUUGCUUAGACAUUUUUAAUGGUAGGUUCCUCUGAAGUUAUUUCAUGUCGAUGCGUGAGUGUUUUACACAAGUCUGAAAGUGUUACUUGCUUUUUGGUUACAGGGGUGGGGGGGACAGCUGAGGAGAGGA